This is a messenger RNA of Orbicella faveolata, 4881 nucleotides long. Its product is annotated as ATP-binding cassette sub-family C member 4-like. The record is from RefSeq and is a predicted model, not a curated record. Gene Ontology annotation, biological process: transmembrane transport. Lineage: Eukaryota; Metazoa; Cnidaria; Anthozoa; Scleractinia; Merulinidae. Gene Ontology annotation, molecular function: ABC-type transporter activity; ATP binding; ATP hydrolysis activity. Gene Ontology annotation, cellular component: membrane.
AAUUACUCCAAAAUUAAACUAUUACUGCGGACUAUUAAUUAUUUCAAAAUUGGAUUUCAAAAGGAUUAAAUGUAGGUUUUGUCGAAAAACGUACAGGAAAAAUGUGAAAACAUUUUAUGAAAAUUAUCAUUUUGAAUUGCAUACCAAUAAAAUUAUCACCUGGUGGACGUCAAACAUAACAUGCGAUUUUCUCGAAGAAGUUGUUUCUCUUUCCCCGAAUUAAACAGAUUUGUUUUUUUUAAAGGUUCAGAGAGGAGUGCAGCUGAUUAAUAGAUGACCGGUGUAAGACAAAAAUUGGGAAUGGAGCGAAAAAAUUCGUUCGAAAAAAUUUCGAAUUACUGAUUAGCUAUCGUUUCAUGAAUCUUUCCGCAGAAUAUUCAAAGCUGUGAAGAUAUGUACAGGGAUUCCUUUGAAAAUCAAAAAAUUACAUCAACGCCCUUACAGCUUCACAAGGCAAUUAAGUAGUUAUUGUUCACAAACAGUUAUUACCUAUUUUGCUGUAGGCAUUUUGCAUAAACAGCUGUUUUGAGGAGCAGCAAACGGCGUAAACGACGCUAAAAGCAGGAAACAUUCCAGACAGUCAUGCAGACCUCGUUCGAUAAAGCAUGGAAGUAUUCACUGUUCAUGAAGAACCCGAAAGAGCGCGCAGGAAUCUUUUCACGCCUCUUCUUUUCCUGGAUGAACAGUUUAAUGAAUAUCGGCAGCAGACGAGUUCUGGAACACAGCGACUUGUACCCGCUCCUUGAUGAAGACAAAUCGAAAGGCCUGACAGAGAAACUCGAGCAAACCUGGCACGAGGAAAUACGAAACUCGCACAUCAAAGGACGAAAGGCGCGGUUGUCCAGAGCGAUGAUGAAAGUUCUACCGUGGAGUGAUUACGCGCUAGCGAGCCUUUCUCUUUUUAUCGGCGUUGCUUGUAACGUUUUACAGCCUCUGUUUCUUGGCCUUUUGUUAUCCGUACUGUUGCAUUCUGGGACUGUGCGACAAGACCGCUGGCUGUUUACUUACGCUGGCGGGCUCUGCUGCAGUGCGUUGUUUCGAGUGCUGGCCAUGAAUCAGUAUCAAAGCAAGGUGGAUUAUAUGGGAAUGCGCUGGAGGGCGGCAGCUAUUGGUGUCGUUUAUAAAAAGAUUUUUAAGUUACGUCUUAAAGACCUCACGCGAGUCCAGCCUGGCCAUGUUAUUGCUUUGGUUACCCAUGAUGCCCAGCGUCUUGAUCAAAUCUUCCAGAAAGUGGGCUUCAUUCUGCAAGGGCUCGUAGAGCUUGUUACUGUGACGGCCCUGAUCUGGCGCCUUAUUGGGUUCCAGGCGGUGUCUGGGAUCAUUUUCCUGAUCUUUCUGCUGGCCUAUUACAUCGGUAUGUGGGAUGUUUGCAUGAAGCUGCGACUGCGCAUUGCGCGCUGGACCGAGCGGAGAAUGGGAAUGAUGAGGCAUAUCGUGAGCGGAAUCCGCACCAUUAAGAUGAACACGUGGGAAUGGCCUUACAAGAACAAAGUGCAAGAAAUACGGAGGAAGGAGCUGCAGUAUGUUCGGCAAAAGAGUGCCAUUCUUUCAACGUUCGCGACCUUCCUUCACACGAGCUCCAUUGUGGCGUGUUUCAUAUCUUUGACAACCCUGAUCAUCACAGGAGUCGAACUGAACACGUAUAAUAUUUUCAUGGUGCUGGCGUUCAUUCGGACAAUCCGUCUUUCCGCCUCUUCAAAGUUUGCCGCUGGCGUUAACUUCAUCGGUGCCGUAACAGGCUCACUCGCUAGGAUACAAACAUUUUUGGAACUUGAAGAAUCUGUUCAAUCUGAAGACACAUACAGCAGGAAAAGAACGCGCUCUAAGAUACGAUCUUUCUUAGAUUUGACCGACGCCGAAAUGUCGCAGUACCUUUCCGCCGAAGACUUGACGAAGAUUUGUAACGACAUCAAAGUCGGGAAAAGCGUUCCGCAAUACGAGCCCGCACUCAUCAGACAUCAUUCUCUCGAUAUCCCGGAUAACCCUUCCAAUGAUAUCCACGUGACCUUCGAGAACGUGUCCUGUCACUGGGGAGGCGGAAAUAAGUCGGUCGCCCUGAGAAACCUUACAUUCAGGGCGGCCACCAAAGAACUGACGUUGAUCAACGGUCCCGCGGGAUGUGGGAAAUCCUCCCUGCUGGCGGCUAUCCUUGGAGAGGUCCCUCCAACAGAAGGUUACAUCUCUUGCGUAGGAAAGAUCACGUACGUGCCUCAAAUACCAUGGAUUUUCUCGAACACGCUCCGGGAGAACAUUUUGUUUGGCAAACAGUACAACCCGUUCAGGUACCAAGCCAUCGUGAACGCUUGCAACUUACAAAAGGACAUCGACAAGCUUUCCGACGGCGAUCUCACAGUCGUGGGAAAUAACGGCUACGGAUUAACUGAAGAUCAAAAGGCUCGUGUAGGCAUCGCGAGAGCGGCUUACUCCGACGCCGAUAUCUAUCUCCUGGACGAUCCCUUCUGUGCUGUUGAUGCUAGAGUCGCUGAGCAGGUGUUUGGGAAAUGCAUAUGCGGUCUUCUCUCAAAGCGAAUCCGGAUCCUUGUGAGCCGGCAGUUACAAUACGUUGAGAGGGCGGACCAAAUCCUGACCAUGCGUGCCGGCACCAUUAUUAAUGAAGUAACAUCACAGGUCAUGGGAUACAGGUCCGUGAAGCUUCAUUCUCCCGGCGAAUCGCGUGAACGUGAAAGAAAAUGUCCCAGUAACAAGACGGUGGAGUUUGCCAUUGAGGAGGAAAUCCAGGAAAAGUACCGCACUCGCACGAACCUGUUUGAAGAAGAGGAGAUGAUGGGACCCGUGUCAUGUACUGUUCUUUGGCAGUACCUCAGGACAGGUGCAUGUCUUCCGUUCAUUAUUGUGUUCGCACUGUUUGCCUUCGUUGUUCAAGGAGCUAUUCUUAUCCCAGACAUAUGGCUUUUACGCAUGAGCGAGUCUGCCAUUCUGCUGGCCCUGGAUCAGACAAGCUGGUACAUUUAUGCUGCCAUGGUAGGCGGAGUCUUCAUGCUGUCUAUCAUGCGCGCGUCUUUUUUCUUUGCCACAACUCUGCGCUCGUCCGAGCGCCUUCAUCAGAAUAUGGUGGUCUCCGUUCUUCAAGCGCCCCUCUCUUUCUUCGACACCAAUCCGUUGACCAGCAUUUUGAAUCGCUUCUCGAAAGACAUAGGAUGUAUGGACGAGCUGCUUCCGAGUGUGUUCUUAGGUGCCAUUCAGAUGACGUUAUUUGCUAUCGCAGCGUUCCUCCUCCCCGUGGUCUUCAAUCCGUGCGUGCUCUUGAUUGGGUUACCGCUGUUCGUUUUGUUUCUCAUCUUGUGGGGCUACUCCCUCAAGACCGCGCGCCAAGUCAGGAAACUGGAGAUCAGUUGUCGAAAACCGGUGAUUUCUCAUUUUUCAGAGACGCUGACGGGACUGGUGACUAUCAGGACACACAGCAUGCAGAAAACAUUUACAGAGGAAUUCUAUGGUUACCAGGACUCUCACAGUCAAGGAUGGUGCACAAACACUUCAUGUUGGAGCUGGGUCGGGUUCCGCCUCGACAUAGUAUGCGUGUUGUUUAUGAUAUCAGUGGCUGCCGGGGCAUUUUAUGUAAAGUUAGAUGCUGCAAUCGCCAUUCUGUCGCUGAUCUAUGCCCUACAGUUGUCACAUGACAUGUCACAAAAUGGCGUCAGACGCUGCUUUGAAGUGGAAAACUACAUGAGUGCUGUCGAUCGUAACCUGGCCUGCUCUGCGAUCGACCCGGAGCCUGGGUACGCUAUUGAGAUUCAGCCGCCUGUACCAUGGCCGAAGGAUGGAGAAAUAAGCUUCGAGAGCAUCUCUUUAAGCUACAGUAGGGAAGGAUCGAGGGUGCUGAAAGACAUCUCCUUUACGGUGUACCCCGGGGAGAGGUUUGGCAUUGCGGGGAGACCAGGGGCCGGGAAGUCGUCUAUCGCGCAUGCACUGUUUCGAAUGGCAGAAUGUGGUGGCAAAAUAAUAGUAGAUGGCGUCAAAAUCAAUAACCUUGAUCUUCAAGCGAGUAGGCGUGGCAUGUCAAUCAUCACAAAGGAGCCGAUACUGUUCAUGGGUUCACUGCGCAUGAACGUCGACCCGUUUUUAAACCAUACAGAGAAGGAAGUCUGGGAAGUCCUUGAGAAGUGCCACCUAAAGUCCUGGGUUGAGAGCCUUCCCAAACAGCUGUACCAGGACCUCGCGGACUGUGGGGCGACAUUGGGGCCCAGCGAGCGACAACUCAUCUCUUUUGCGCGUGCGUUGCUGCAUAAGAGCAAGAUCAUUGUAAUAGAUGAGGCGUCCUCCACUGUGGAUUACAGAACGGACCGACUCAUCCAAGAAGUGAUUCGAACCUGGUUUUUGGAUAGCACAGUCAUCACUAUACCUCAUCGCCUGAGUACAAUCAUUGAUUACGAUCGAGUCAUGGUGCUGGACCGGGGAAAGAUUGUCGAGCUAGACAAGCCAGAAGUUUUGUUGAAGAAAGAUGAUGGCUACUUUGCUCAUUUAUAUGGAAAUCAGUGUCCUCCUUAAUUCUAAUUUAAAAAUCAUUAAAAUAGGAACAGUAUAAAGUGCUAUAAUGCAAACUACGAGGAUUUAAUUCCUAUUUACUAAAGUUGUCAUCGAUAACGUAAUUACAGUUGUCAUCAUGGAUACAAUAUGUGAAAAUCAGAUGACUUUUCAGGUUAUUCAGCUUUCAGUAAUUUAAAACUAUUUUCUCUGAUGCUGAAAACACUACUAUUCUUAAUCAGAUAUAAUCAAUAGCAUCAAUGAAAGGGUAUUAUUUUUUGAGUAAUAAAACUGUAAACAAUAUGCGCAUGGCUAAUGAUUCAACAAUGUUAUACGAUAGAAAUUAUUGAGAAGUAAAGUAAAAAAUAGUCGAAUAGAUUUGACGUCCUCUCUCUGUAU